ACUGCAGUUACUAUGACAACAGGGCUGCUGCGUCAUCCAUGCGACAUUCACGGAGAGCCUGGGCCAGCACCGAGGACUGGGCUAAACUUCCCUCACGACUCUUCCAUCUCUUCAACAUGGUAUACACCUGAAAAUGGCGAUAAACAUUGUUACGCUCUGAUUGGCAAGGAACGACAACUGUCACGGUGAAAAGUUGUCUUGGUCUGGCUGAAGACGAAUGAGAGAUCAAUCCAUGUAAGAUAAAGAUGGAACAACAAAGAGUCCAGCUGGAAAAUUCCCUGAAGGAAAUAAACGAAGUGAAAAGGAAGCUUCAACAAAAUGUCUCCGAGGUAAAGUUACAAGUUCAGACUGCAGUGAGCCGCAAUCUUGAGGCGUUGAGGAACCGCGAGGUUUGGCUUCUGAACCAGGUGGAGCUUUUACAGAGCGCAAAGGACGAGGUCCUCAGUCGCCAACAGGGAAAGCUUCAUAAACUUCUUGGAUUCAUACAGACCCAGAAAGGGGGAACAACUCUGACAAGAAUUGACCCAAGUGACUUAAAGCCCGAAGAGUCUGCCUACCUGAACUUCCGAUGUGACGCUAGCUCACUGCGUGAGAGCAUCAACAGCUUCGGUAAGAUCGAGGCCAGUGGACUUCCUCACGCUGUGUUUGUCCAGGCCGGGAAUCCCUCCACCAGUCUGCCGAAGCAUGUAGAGGAGUAUGAGGACGCUGAACAAGAUGUCCUGUAUAAGACCCUGCAGGAGAUCCAGCAGGCCAAGACGUCUAGCUCUUGUAUUGAUGUCAGAAUCCCAAAGCUCUCCCCUCGAGCUUAUGACUGGCUGGCCAAACCCUCCACCAUUUCAAUGAUAUCCGUUUCAGAACCCAAGUUCACCAUGCCUAAACUGAGCAACAAGAAAGAUGAUUGGCUGUACCAGUCUGCCGGAAACAACAGCUCGAGUUCCUUAUGCUCCACCACAAACAGCGUCUCCUCCAUCAUGUCGGGUCAUGUCUCAUCCUUGACCUCAAGUCACAGUGUUCCGUCCUUGACCUCGGUCGGGACAUUCUCCAGUACCCAGAGUUGGCUGAAGCAGAUCAAGCAGGACCAGGAGGAUGAGGAUGACUUUGAGAUAGUGGAGACAGGCGGAUCUAGCGGAACUCCAGAGACAGACAUGGAUUUCCACCACGAUUUUGUCAUUUCCCCCUCCCACUCAGCCCCCAAUCUGCUCCAGUGGACAUACAAACCAUCCUCCACGGUUUGGCUCAAGUCCAGGCCCUCGGUGGGCCCCACUGAUUGCAAGUCACAUGACGUUUUCCAGCACUACUUUGCCACAGUGUCUCAGGAUUCCAAGCACUGGUUAGCCAAGAAGACAGAGAACUGCUGUAACCAGGCCUGUCAGUCCAAGAAGCCUGUAGACAUUGAGAACCUGGGGUCCUGCUUGGGCCAUGACCACCCCAAGGCCAGCGACUUCACCUGGCUGUGUACCGCCAGUGAACCCUGUAAAGAUGUAAAAGAAUGUUCUACAGAACCGAGCUGUUUUGAUAAAUUUCUCCAGAAAAAUCCCACCUGUAAACUGACCAGCACAGACCCAAUGAUUGACAAGAUGAGGAAGACUUACUCCGGUCCAGUAGACACAGGUGCUUGGUUACUUAAAGCAGGGAGCAUUCAACCAUCUCCAAAUGCUGCUAAUUUCAAUCCAUUGAAGAAGUACCUAUCAAAUACCAGCAAAACUAGCUCUGAUUGGCUGAAACCUUGCUCACCCUCCAAAGAGGCCCCAAGAGAGGGGAUUUCAUUUAAGCACAUUGAUACAAAGUUAUCUACCUGGAUCAUGGCCUCGGAUAGCAAGAUGGGGGUUGAUUCUUCGGAGAACCAGAAAAAGAUUUUACCCUCAUUUGCACUGAAAGAUAACCAGAGGUGGUUAAUGUCAAAAUCAGAUUCAGGUACCGGUUCAAGUAGCUGGAUAUCUGGUUCAGAGAAACAAAGCCAGAAAGGCAUCUUGUUUCAAAGUUUCGAUCAAAACAAUUCUCAAUGGCUGAUGAAAUCAGGACAGACUGUUAAAUCUUAAUCUGUAAGGUGUGUCUGGCAACAAAGACUAUUUCAUUUGGGUAGAAAUUUCUAUUUGCCAUAUAUUUUACUCAUAAUGAUAUUACGGUACAUGAUAUCAUGUGUCAUGAUAUAUGUGUCAUGAACACAGAUGUAGUUUAAUAUGAUAAUACUGGUAUAUUCAUGGAAAGCAUUUUUAUUUAGAGAAAAUGUUCUGUUUGUUUUUUAAUAUAUUGUAUAAUUUUUUGCAUGUAAAAUAAAUAUUUUUGUUUUGAGAUUACAAUAAAUGCCUUUAGCAUUUAGAUUUAAGAUAGGUGUUUCUUAUAUAUAUUGAUUAUUAUUCUUGAAUCAUAAGAUUUCAUUUGGAGAACAAUUCAUGAAUUCAUAAACAAUUGUACAUCCUAUACUUUUAUGACUAUUUGAGACAGUUGUGUAUACAUUGAAUUACAUACAUGUACCAUUGAACAUGUAAAUUUGGUACAAUCUGCAGAAAUUUAUUCCCGUCAAAUUGAUGACCUUUUAUAUCUACUAGUAUAUUUUUCAUAAUUAUAUAAUGUUAACUGUCCAAUGAUUGUCAAUUCAAGUAAUUGGUGAGCAAAAUGUGAUGAUUUUUUGUAGCAAAGGCCUUGUACCUGAGGGAAUAGGUCUGGGUCCUAUCUAUUGGUACAUAUAUACUUACCUGUGAAAUACAUAGGUGAUACACACAUGCAUUUAAUACCAUAUUUCCAAUGUGUUAAAAUAUAUAUUGAAAUGGGACUUUUCUUUUUAUCCUUAUUCACCUGUGAUAAUAUAUGUAACUUGUCUAUGAUUUAUAUAUGUUUAAAAUGUGUGUAGUAUUCAGCAAAUAUUUGAAAAAUAUGAAAUAUUAAGAUUCAAACUUUAUUGAAUUGUUUAAAGAGGCUAUUCUUUUCAAUGUACUGUACAAUGAAUCCAUUGAACAGAA
Messenger RNA from Magallana angulata, 2960 nucleotides. Its product is annotated as nuclear receptor coactivator 4-like. Lineage: Eukaryota; Metazoa; Mollusca; Bivalvia; Ostreida; Ostreidae. Gene Ontology annotation, molecular function: transcription coactivator activity. Bases 246 to 2039 code for a protein of 597 amino acids. The record is from RefSeq and is a predicted model, not a curated record. The transcript is spliced from 9 exons. Gene Ontology annotation, biological process: response to hormone; intracellular iron ion homeostasis.